ACUAUUGAAGCUACAAGAGAAUUAAUUCGACUUCGACGCGAGAAUCAUAACGAUUUUGAGUUCAUUUUUAACAAUCGCCAUGAAAGGAUAUGGAGAACCAUAUGCAACCAAUUGUUUCUUAAUAGAGAGGAUUCGCCACUUUUCCCUCUCAAUGUCGUAGGAAAUAGUACUCAUUAA
Molecule: messenger RNA, 177 nt
Organism: Funneliformis geosporum
Lineage: Eukaryota; Fungi; Glomeromycota; Glomeromycetes; Glomerales; Glomeraceae
Source: the annotation of a GenBank genome assembly